CCUCAAUAAUUUGAAGUCGACGCCGAAUACCAUGGGCAGUGCGCUAAGUCCAACAACUCCACCAAUUUUCAUCAGCUUCUCCUUAUAAAGCUUUUCGAUUCUCCAUUUCUUGUAAGUUAGCCAUGGCUACUGACAAGAGAAGACGGCCGGUGAUCGGAAAACUGAUCACUCCCGGACUYCGAUCGGGUUUUCUGGAGGUGGGUACGAGCCCAACGACUCCUUUGGAGUUCAAAGUUCUGUCACCGAGAGGCUUGAUACACUGUGAUAUGACUGGUAUUGGACUUGGUAUAGUCGCCGCCCUUGAAAAUAUUCCGGCCAAGAAACCCAAUUUCAGCUGCCGGAACCCAAUUGGAUCCGACCCGAUUGCCGUGAAUCAGGCAAAGAGUGUUGGGGAUUUGGAARUAGAUAAUGAAACAGGUAGCUUGGAGGAAGAAGAGUAUACGAUAGUUACUCGUCAUAAAGCAAACAAAUCUUAUACAAAAGUCUACCAUGGCGGAUUUGUUACCAAUCAAGGGAUUGAAAUCAGCCGGCGGGCCUGCAUUUUUAACAUAUCGCCGGCAAGAUUUUCCGAUGAUGUGAAGGUGUCUCAGACUUCUGGUUUUCUAAGUUCAUGUUUCUUGUGUAACAAAAGACUUCAUGGCAGAGAUAUAUUCAUGUACAGGGGAGAGAGAGCUUUUUGUAGCCCAGAAUGUAGGAGCAGGCAGAUGGAGUUGGAUGAGAAAAGAGAGAAAAAUUGUAGCUCAGAAGCAGAAUCUAAGUCUACUUCGAAUGGCUGCCCUAAUCACCAGAUGUUCGCUACUGGGAUUUACGCAAUUUAGCCKGAAAACAAACCUGUGCUCGGUGUUCCGCCAAGAACCGUCAUAUGACYGCUGGCCGGACACCAUAUUAAUACAUGUAACACCCAAUAUUGUAAUGGGUACGAUGAAUUUGUAUGUUUAUAACAUAAGAGGAAGAGUAAAAAGUUUCUAAAACCACCAUGUUCAAGAAAUCAAGAUUCUCUUUGUUUAAUUCUUGAACUGGAUGCUGUAUAUUCAGCUCAUUCAUAURUGAAUAUCGUCUUUAAACACCCAGAACAGGAUGAAUAACAGAAGAAAAAGGUUGCAUUUUGUUCA
Messenger RNA from Cynara cardunculus var. scolymus (artichoke), 1112 nucleotides. RefSeq lists its product as uncharacterized. The record is from RefSeq and is a predicted model, not a curated record. The transcript is spliced from 2 exons. The coding region runs from base 123 to 818 and encodes 231 amino acids. Lineage: Eukaryota; Viridiplantae; Streptophyta; Magnoliopsida; Asterales; Asteraceae.